Eublepharis macularius is the source of this 4225-nucleotide messenger RNA. RefSeq names its product neurexophilin 2 (gene NXPH2). NCBI's taxonomy places the organism in Eukaryota, Metazoa, Chordata, Lepidosauria, Squamata, Eublepharidae. The record is from RefSeq and is a predicted model, not a curated record. Gene Ontology annotation, molecular function: signaling receptor binding. The transcript is spliced from 2 exons. The coding region runs from base 23 to 823 and encodes 266 amino acids.
UCCUCCUAGACGCCCAGCCAGGAUGGUGCACCUGCAGCAGCCCUUGCCUCUCGUUGUGGUGCAGAGCUUCCUCCAGCUGAUAUUUUGUGAUGCUAAGCAAACCAUACAUGCUGCAGACAUACUGGACUGGGAAGACAAAGAUGCUGCAGACACACUGGUUGAUAAUGUCGUCCACUCACGGAUCAUCAACCCUUUACGCCUGUUUGUUAAGCCAUCUCCAGCACUCAAACAUGGGCAGAUGUCAUAUUCAGACAGCAUAGACAACUUUUGGGAUUGGCUAUCCAACAUCACUGAGGUUCAGGAAUCUCUUGCACGAACUAAACGCAGACCUAUUGUAAAAACUGGAAAAUUCAAGAAAAUGUUUGGCUGGGGAGACUUCCAUUCCAACAUAAAAACUGUGAAGCUGAAUCUUCUCAUAACAGGGAAAAUUGUUGACCAUGGAAAUGGGACCUUCAGUGUUUAUUUCCGGCAUAAUUCCACGGGCCUUGGAAAUGUUUCUGUGAGCCUGGUGCCACCUUCCAAAGUGGUAGAGUUUGAAUCUUCACCACAGUCAACACUAGAGACCAAGGAGUCCAAAUCUUUCAACUGUCGAAUUGAAUAUGAGAAAACAGACAGGGCUAAGAAAACUGCAUUGUGCAACUUUGACCCUUCGAAGAUCUGCUACCAAGAGCAGACACAAAGCCAUGUAUCCUGGUUGUGCUCUAAACCAUUUAAAGUGAUUUGUAUUUACAUUGCUUUUUACAGUGUUGAUUAUAAACUGGUGCAAAAGGUCUGUCCUGAUUACAACUACCACAGUGAAAUGCCAUAUUUGUCCUCUGGAUGAUAGACACUACUCUUUGCAAUGACUUUUAAAGCAGAGUGUUGAUAAUCUGUCUGAAAUUCCACUUUAAAUGACUUAUCGGGGAACAGUGCUUCCCAAUCAGGUUUUAAACAAAAACAAAAUUAUUUCCCCUAAAAAAACAACAACCCUGUAUCAGUGGGCUGGCUCACCCAUGCAUGUUCUUUGCUUGAUUGCCUCCAAUUUCAGGCGCAAUGCAUAUGUGUCAUUGAGCCAUCACAGAUCGAACAUUAUAGACAGAACUUUCAUAACUACUCAGACUCUUUCAAUAGAGUCAGUUCACACAUUCUACUGUGAGUUAACAAGUGAUGAGUAAAUGAUGUACAUGCAUGUGUGAACUAGCCCGAAAUUUCUACUGUUCUCAUAAACGUAGCAUUCAGAGACCAACAUGUUUUCUUUUUAUAAAUGCAUUUAAUUUCUGGCUCUGGCAAUUGCCAUUAAUUUAGGGAAAAAUCAGACACUAGCAAUAUGUGGAUGAGGAGAUAAUUAAGCCAUGUAAGCAACAUACUUUAAUUUCCUAUCCUAACACAUGUUGUACUGGUAGAUGAUUGUUUAGGAUAGGUUGCAAUACAAACCAUCAGCAUUCUAGAGAUGUUACAACAGCUCUACACGCAAAUGUGUCAAUGAAACAGUUCAGUUCAUAUUGCCAAAAAGGAACAUCUUUAGGAAUUUUGAUGGAAUUUAAAACAUUUUUAUGAGAUUUAAAAAAAAAUUGAAAGGAGUAAGUAAUACAUUUCUAGAACUUAAAUUCAGGUAAAACUUCUGUAGAAACAGGAAAGGUAAAAGAAUUUCAAUGAAAUUUGCUUACUGUGUCAUGAGGGGGAGGGGCAGUAUGCACAUCAUUAGAGUAUGAUUGAAUUCUACUGAAGCACGAGCAAAAGGAACAUGUGGAGAUGAAUCUUCUACACUUUUCCUUCACAAGCUCCAGAUAUUUUCUACCAAAUUGAGACACUCUUGUAAACAAGUCACUCCACCCUAAGCAGAGUUACACCCUUCAGGGCCUAUUGACUUCAGUGGACUUAAUAAGGGUGUAAUUCCGCAUAAGAUGACCUUGGAAGUGUACUGUGGUGUGGUGGGAACUACAGCAAAUAAGUAGGUUAAAUCAUAUUCAACUUCCUCUUGUGGUGACAGAGACAGCUAGUUGUUGAGAAAGGGGAAUCGCCUCCAUGAGCUCCUGGUUCCAUGUGUUUCAGUCCUUAUUACAGUAGCCCUUUGAGUACAUUAUUAUUGUUGCUAGAUGAUUAGCAGUUGUAACCAAUCACCAACAGGUAAGAGUAUUAAAGGGUUUGUUACUAUACUUGUAGGGGAUGGAGUUUCAUUACUGAAAUACAGAGUAUAGAAGUGCAGGUCAAAAAAGUACAUAAGACCUAAACAAAGAGAAAAAACAAUUGAUAAAUCCAUUUAGUACAAAAUUGGAGAAACAGAUACAGUGGUUAAACAGAGUAAUCCAUAAAGUCUAUUGCUAGCACAGUGCGGCACAAAUCCCAAUAGGGUCCUCUAGAGGUUUUAUCAUAGUACAAAUAAAUAAAGUAGACUAAUCUCCAAGUUGCAAGGUCUCUUCAGGAACCCAUUUCCAUUAACUGCAAUAAAUUAUGAAGCUGAUUUUAGUAAGAAGCCAAGCAAAGAUUGCUUGGAAGGGCUGGUCCUUCUAUGCAAUAGAAAUUGUAUUGCAAAAAAAAUUGAAGGGCUCUCAUUUAUAGCAGCAUAACACAUGCCAGUUGUGGAAAUGCUCUUCCAUCAGAGAUACGAUUUAACAACCCAGUCAGGCUUCUGCAGUCUUCACUUUAGCUAGCCAGAUGUCAAGCCUUGUGUAUAUUUGUUCCUGAUACUUUUGUUUAAUUGAGAGGGGGUGGGGGGCGCAGGCUAUGCCUGACUUGGAUAAAUGUUGUCAAUGUUUCUUGAUUCAUGGAAAAAUUCCUCACUUCAGAGAAAGUAGUUGCCCUCUUUUUCUGUUGGCACCUCCAAAAAUGCAUAUUAUUCUAUGAAUGGAGCAAACAAAAUGAUAUCUGGACAUUUUAGCAUUCAUAAAAGCCUCAAAGAUUAAACAAGACAAUGAAAGAAAACUCUCCAAAGAAAAGCUUACAAGCAUAGGAACUGUGACAACUUGUAUUAGUUCUACUAUUAUAAUCAGCUACCUUGAACCUUCUUGUGGAGAAAGGUAAAGUAAAGCACCAUAUAUAAAUAAUAUUUUGAAACUACAUACCCCAAGAAUCAUAUAUUGAAUCAUUUAUUGCAGGAAGGGUUAGCAACGGGUUGUACUUGUCCACUGUGGCAGCAAGUGGUAAUGGAUGAUUUCUCCCUGGGUCUGUGUCAUACACCAACUAUCUAUGCUGAAAUUCAGAAGGAUGCAUGCAUAAGUCCUCCUUCUCUAUCCUCAUUACCCUCAUAUUUACAGGUCACGUUUACAAGGUGUAUAUACAGACAAGGCUAGUCUAGUAAUAAUAUGCUUAGUGGCAUUUUACCACCAAUAUUUUAAUGGACAAGAUUAAAGACUCCUACAUGUAUAAGUAUCAGUGAACAAAAAUUGCAUUAGCUGUACUAGAUCAUUGUUUCUGUUCUUUUAAAGCAUAGAGGGAAAAAAUCCCCAAGCCUGAAGACUCAAAGAAAGGAGGAAAAAACAAUGUUUUUCAUUACAGUGACUUGACAAGAGAGAUACCAAAUCAUUAAAGAUAGGCUUUUUGCCAUAGCAUAGCUUAAAAUCCCAAGCAUGAUAUGCAGAGAGAAGUGACAACCCCUAUUAUCCAGCAUAGGUGGCAGUGGUAGGUAUUUCUCCCUUUGCACCAUCAGGCUUUCUCACAGUUCACUAUUUAAGGUGGGGACUGCUGGACAGAAAAGAAUCCUGCUUUUCAUGGUCUCAGGGGAGGAGUUCCAGAUCUGACUGAAAUUUGGGCUGUGAUCUUGAACCACCUAGCAUACACACACACACACGUAUAUGUAUAUGUGUGUUUCUCUGUGUGUAUAUCCAUCCGAAUCUUCUCUAUGUUUAGUCAAACCCUAGCUCAAAAACAUACUGGUCAUUGUAUACUUUUCCCUUCCCCUGCAGUCAAAUCUCAAACCGAAAAUUCUUUUAUUAUUAUUAAAGAAAAAAAUGUAUUGGAAGUUAACAGUUUAGAAAUGUGUUUUUUAAUUUAAUUAGAAUUCUGUUACCGUUUCUCUGAAUUACUGUCAGUUUUUCCUUUAUUUUGAGGUGAUAGCCACAAAAAUUCUAGUACACAUUUGUGUCGUGCAUCCUAGAUUUAGCUGUAUAUAAGCUAGGAUUUAUUGCUAAAACCUAUGAGUUCAAUAUUGGGUGCUUUUGUAAUUUAGUCGUAAGUUAUUAUUUUUGGACAUGUAUUUUUACCCAACACGAUAAGCAAAUUAAAACAAAACUAAAAGUUAUUUAUUGUA